Messenger RNA from Protopolystoma xenopodis, 297 nucleotides. The record is from the annotation of a GenBank genome assembly. Lineage: Eukaryota; Metazoa; Platyhelminthes; Monogenea; Polystomatidea; Polystomatidae.
AUGCGAACUUUAACACUGCCCAUUACACCUUUCUGUAAAUUUACCCUUAGUGCUGUCAAUGCAGAAAACAAUGAGGUUAACAAGGUUCUGCACCGUCCCUCUGGCAAGUGGAAUAGCGUUCCUGUUGUUGCGCGAGCCUUUAAGGCAGCUGGCAUACCUUGGUGUGUGGUGGGCGAUGAAAACUAUGGUGAGGGUUCCAGUAGAGAGCAUGCUGCCCUAGAACCAAGACAUCUAGGAGGACGGGCCAUUAUCACCAAAAGUUUUGCUCGUAUCCAUGGUACGUGCUUAUUUUAUUAG